Messenger RNA from Labeo rohita (rohu), 3306 nucleotides. It is a transcript of the gene mrm1, whose product is annotated as mitochondrial rRNA methyltransferase 1 homolog (S. cerevisiae). NCBI's taxonomy places the organism in Eukaryota, Metazoa, Chordata, Actinopteri, Cypriniformes, Cyprinidae. Gene Ontology annotation, biological process: rRNA methylation. Gene Ontology annotation, molecular function: RNA methyltransferase activity; RNA binding. The transcript has 6 exons. Bases 288 to 1451 code for a protein of 387 amino acids. Gene Ontology annotation, cellular component: mitochondrion. The record is from RefSeq and is a predicted model, not a curated record.
GGAAGUGAGCGUAAACACACUCCACGCUUUACAUCCACAUUGAGCACUGCCAAUGAACUGAAAGCUGUUCCACAUGUUUGUGUUUGUUGUUAAAUAACGAAUAUAGUGGAUUAGAUAUACUUGAGAUGGCGUUUAUCUGAUUUAGCUUGUCAGUCAAGCCUUUGCAGUUGACAAGUGCCCAAAACGGCUCUAAAACUAUAAAACCUAAUUGGUUUAGGACAGCAGAAACCAGAAAACCACCUUAAGAUGUUUAUUAAGGCAUAUCUUAGAAGAUAUUAAAUGCAAAUAUGCAGGUGUGGAAAACAAGUGUCCAAGUCUUCCUAGGCUCCAACAGAAUUAGGAAUAGAUGUUGUUUGGUAGGGCUGAAGGAAUUAUAUUUUACACCUUUUACACAACGUGCAACCUAUAGUUGCACAAAAAGACUUUUCUGUCCAAGGGAGAGUGUUUCAAAGUCAGAUGAGAGAUUUACCGCUAGUAAACUCAAAAAGACAUUUGUGUCUAAGCAGCAUAAAUAUGCUGCUACCAGAGAAGAUAAUCCCAAAUCGACAAAAACACAGAAGGGAAAAGUGUCAUUGGAGCUUCAGAAACUGAGGUUUGAGGAUUUCAGUGAGUCAGAAAGCAGAAAGAUUUUGAAGAAUAUUCAAAAAGAAUCUGAGCCAAAUGAAGAUGGACAGUUAGAGAUUGUGUUCGGCGUGGCCCCAUGUUUGCUGGCCCUCACGCAAAGUAGGAGAAAGCUGAGUCGACUCUUUGUGAAGAACAGUGAGGGGCCGCAGAGAGAUGUGAUUUUGAUGGUCUGUCAGGAGGCUGUUAAACAGGGUGUGCAGAUACAGAGAGUCAGUAAGCAAACACUUGACAAGAUGUGUGGUGGCAAGGUGCACCAGGGCUUGUGUCUGCAGGCAAGUCCUCUUGGAUUUAUUACAGAGGAAAAAACAAUAACUUCUCAUGAGGUGAAGAAUCGCAGGGCAUUAUGGCUGGUUUUGGAUGGAGUGCAGGAUCCGAUGAAUCUUGGUGCCAUUUUGCGGUCUGCAUAUUUCCUGGGAGUGGAUCGAAUUGCCAGCAGCAUUCAUAACAGCUGUCCUCUGACGCCCACAGUGAGUAAAGCCAGUGCUGGUGUGAUGGAGGUCAUGGAGGUGUUUGGCUACAGCAACUUAAGAGAUAUGAUUAAGGUAAAAGCGGAAGAAGGUUGGCAAAUAGUCGGCACGGUUGGGUUAGAGGAAUGCAGACCUGAAUCCAUUGUUAUGCCAUGUUCAGAUUUCAAGAUGUCCAGACCUACACUACUGUUAAUGGGUGGAGAGGGUGACGGUCUGUCUCCAGAGCUGCGUCAGAUGUGUGACGUCCUGCUCACCAUCUUUCCACGCAGAAACUUGCACCCUGGAGUAGAAUCACUCAAUGUGUCUGUAGCCACAGGCAUCCUGCUGCACUCUCUUCUGUCCACUCGCACAGGAAGUUGAUGAUGAUGAUGGCAACAACGACAAGGCAGCAGCAUUAUUUACUCAGACGUCUCUCAUUAGCCCCCUACAGUGAUUAAUGACUGGAUUACUUCAUCAAUUAACAGUCUGAGAGUCUGGAGAGGCUCAUUGAUCAGAUAAAGAGAGGCUAUAGAGGCAUUCUGGACCAGUUACAGAGUAUGACCAUCUCGUUUACGACAAGACCUGUGCAACACAGGGUCUCUAUCAUCUUAGGGAAAACAUGCAUAUGUAAACAGAGGUGUUAUGUUUAAUUAUUCAUCUUUGUUCAUUCAACCUUGUUGUUAGAAUAGUAUUUGAAACAGCAUGGUUUACACAGUACAACAAUAAACAGAAAAUAGUAGGGGAACAUGGCUAACUGUGCAGUGUAUUGUGGGAUGCAGUGUUUUCACAAUGCGGUCUGUUGAUAUAUUGCUCAUUUUGGCAAAUGUAAGAGGUCAUCCAGAUAUUUCACGCAUAACGUAAAAAUGUUAUAUUCGCAGUGUGCACUGCAGCCUAUACAUGUAUGUACUCUGCAGAAAUAGAGCAGGUUUCAUCCAGUCAGCAGUACUGAAGUUAAUUCAGCAGGUGGCACUGCAUAUAUAUUAGUAGGUGAACCAGCAUUGAGUUUUUCCUGUGACAAUUAAGAUGAGGAAUUGACACCCAGAUGCUGGUGCUAGACCAGUAACAUCUAGCAGCGUUUACGUAAAGUUCACUGAAUAGAUAUCUCACACCUCCAUUUCCCUUCACGCUUCACAGCGAGAUGCUGACUGCAGGUUAUGAGCCAAGAUGGUUUACAAUUAAACUAAAAUGUGCAUGAUUGGCAAGCCUGCGGGGAGCAGGACAGGACGAUUAAGCCGCUAAUACUAUAGACAGUUAGACCUCACUUUAAUUUUACCCAUAGCUGCAGGGGAGAGGGAGAUAUUAGAUGAGAUGGAAUGUAAUGAAGCACUCUAUUGUUUUUACAGGGAAGAAUGAUCUGAAGGUCUUUGUGACAGCUAGGAACAGCUAUCUGCUGGUGUGUCUUGCCAAAUAGCUAAUUUGUUACCCCUUCCAAUAGUUAAAUGGACAGAUAUGUGGAUUUGUAAUAUGUGACUCUAGACCACAAAACCAGUUAUAAGUAGCAUGGGUAUAUUUGCAGCAAUAGCCAACGAUACAUUGUAUGGGUCAAAAUUAUUGAUUUUUCUUUUGUGCCAAAAAUCAUUAGGAUAUCAAGUAAGAUUAGUAAUAUGCAUCGCUAAGAACUUAAUUUGGACAACUUUAAAGGUGAUUUUCUCAAUAUUUUUUGAACCCUCAGAUUCCAGAUUUUCAAAUAGUUGUAUCUCUAUAAAAUAUUGUCCUAUCCUAACAAACCAUAUAUCGAUGGAAAGAUUAUUUAUUCAGCUUUUGAUGAUGUAUAAAUCUCAAUUAAAAAAAAAAAAAAAAGACCCGAAACCAUGACUGGUUUUGUGGUCCAGGGUCACAUAUUAGUACUCACAAUAAGUAAUUUGGACAAUUGAAUCGCAACCUUUUUGUCUUAUAUAUUGUCUCAGAAUGACUCAAGCAUCCCGUCUUUGGCUUUAAGCAGCAGAUGUAUUCACAGAGUGUGGGGACAGUGUUUUGUUGCAUUCCUUUGUGUUUUGAUUAAAUUUGAGUAAUAUAAAAUCAGAUCGCUACAUUUAUUUUGUUACUAAUUUCAGUGCUUUGAGAUGUCACUGGAGGAGAACUGAGGCCCUUUAGGUCAUCUACAAAGUCUACAUUUUAGUGUUUCUAAAACCAGGGUUAUUAUAGUUAAGUAAACUAAAAACUUGUAUGCGUGUGAUGCUGCUGACGGAGAAGCUGGCGUUUGCUGAAUAUUGCUGAAUAAAGUCAUUAUUUUUGG